Molecule: messenger RNA, 692 nt
Organism: Triticum aestivum (bread wheat)
Lineage: Eukaryota; Viridiplantae; Streptophyta; Magnoliopsida; Poales; Poaceae
Exons: 3
Coding region: 123-440 (105 amino acids)
Source: RefSeq, a predicted model, not a curated record
UCUCUACAUUAACCGCGAGAAGGCCGAAGGAAGCAGGAGGAAAGCUUCGAGAAAGCGAGAGAGAGGAGAGGAACAGGUCCAAAAAUAUAAAUAAAGAGGAGAGAACCCUAGAUCUGGUCCAGAUGUCCAUGGCGCUGCGCAACUUGGCCACGAGGAUGCGGUCCCCGGCCGCCGCCGUCCUCCGUCCCCGCGUCUCGCCUUCGGCCGGCACGCGGCCCCUCCGCUCCAGGCUCUUCAGCUCCUUGGAGGAAGAUCAGGAAGAUGUGAAAAGGCUGUACCAAGAGAAUCUAGCUACACUUGAUCGAGUGAAGAAACACCAGGAAUUUAUGAGAUCGCGCAUUGGGUUUCUUGAGAAGAGCAACAAGUAUCUGAGUUGGUCUUUCAAGCUGCUUCUGCCUAUUCCCACCGCGGCUGUCAUCCUGAAAGCAAUCGACGGUUAGAGGAGAAGUGAUUAUGCCCUGCUCUGUUUUAUCUAUCUAUAUGUCAUGUAUUAUGUAUUUAUGAAGGAGGCACCCUGUUGCUUGGAUGGCGUCUGUUAUGUUAGGUCGCCAAGUCAGACAUCUAUUAUCAUGGUUGAGAACUGUGUAAGCUGAUACAGGCACUUGGAUAUAAGUUUGCCUUGGCUUGUUGAAGUAGCUUUGAUGUAAUCCAAACUCUAUUCCAUUAAGUGCUGUGUUGUUCAGGGAGGUUAA